GUUUGACCAGUUAGGUUCUGAUGGGAUUCCUUGUGUCACUGGGCUGGCCUCUCCCCAGAGAUUGGCCUCCGCCCCUAUAAAGCCUGUUGGGGUUCCCAGGCACCCAGGUUUGGUUCACCCCUGACUUUGGGGGCCAAGACACAGCCAUGAUGCUCAACUGGAAGCUGCUGGGGAUCCUGGUCCUUUGCUUAUACACUGGAGGCAUCUCAGGCAGUGGAGACCACACCUCUUCCCCACCCACAGAGGCCGGACCAGAGGAGGGCUCCCCAACAUUGCCUCAGGGUCCUCCAAUCCCUGGUGACCCCUGGCCAGGGGUACCCCCUAUCUUUGAGGACCCUCCACCUCCAGGCCCCAGUCAUCCCUGGGGAGACCCUAAAUCUGGAGUCUGGCCGCCUGAGCCUCCUAGAACUGAUCCUCCUCAACCUCCCCUGCCUGACGAUCCCUGGCCAGCAGGACCCCAGCCACCAGAAAACCCCUGGCCACCGGCCCCUGAGGUGGACCACGGGCCUCAGGAGGAGCCAGACCAGGACCUACCCCUGGAAGAGUACAGAUAAAGGGAUUUCCCAGAGGCUUCCCGAGCCCAUCUCCACCUUCUGACUCCCCUGAGUUAUCCCCCAUUCAGCCUAACUCUGUAAUUCCCUUCCUCAUUCCCUCAACUGUGUUCUCAACCCUGAAGGUCCCUCUCGGUAUUUUCUGUCCCCUCCUGAGAUCCGUAUUCAGCCGCUGCGUCUCCCCUCUUUUUUCUCUGACGGCAUGAGCAUACACCCUGCCUUGGUCCAGUCCUCUCAUCUACUUGCCCCCACCUCCUCCUCCCGACCCUGGGGCUCCUGGGCCCCACUGGCCGCUCUGUGUUUUCUGCUGCCACUGGGUGGCUCGCAGUUAGGAACUAUCAGGAGGUAGUGAUAGUGCUUCUGUGAAAUGGAAAAAUAAUUUCAUAAUUUUGAAUCUAGGCCGAUGCUUUGCCAAUGGUCUGGCCCCUCCUCACAGCCACACCCCUACAGAGACCUGGAAGUAACUUGAGUUCCUGGCUUGCAGUAUGCACCAGUAUGUGGGGCUCAGUCGCAGGGUGGCUGGAAAUGUAACUGUCAGGGUCCAAGGGCACUCAGACCCACGUUUACCGCACUCUGGGACCCGAUUUUGAAUAAGGAGAAGCCAGGUUAAGUCUCUCUUCAAUAGCUCAUAGUUUUUGCAGACCCCUGCUGAAACAUGGAAACAUUCCCAGGGGCAAGCGUGCUGGACAAGUGUUAAGGGGAUCGUUUUUCACAAAUAUAUGUGCCCCUUCCGAAAUGAAUCUGCCGGACAGCUGUCCCC
This is a messenger RNA of Miniopterus natalensis, 1311 nucleotides long. It is a transcript of the gene PSORS1C2, whose product is annotated as psoriasis susceptibility 1 candidate 2. The record is from RefSeq and is a predicted model, not a curated record. Lineage: Eukaryota; Metazoa; Chordata; Mammalia; Chiroptera; Miniopteridae.